AUGUCGUAGUAGCUACUAGUUGGCUACUAAUAAACGAUGUUUGUUUUAAAUUAUCGGAGACGGCCUAAGACGAAAUUCGGAAUCGUCUCAUUUGUAAUUUUUCCUACUAUACGCGCACAAUAUAUACCUGCAGAGAAUAUGGCCGAAUCACAUAAUACCGAAACAAGUAAACAACAACCCAAGAAAUCGAAAAAAGGACGUCAUUAAGAAUAUCAUCAACCACAUCGAGUCAAGAUAAUGGAAACAGAACUUAGCAUAUUCGACAACUUCCGAGAAGCUCUAGAUUCCGCACGGUUGCGGAUUCGGCGGGCCUGAUCGCGGGCGGGGACUCUUCGAAAACCCUUCAACUGGACGACGAAUCCAGUACUGGACCAAAGACGACGUGGUCGCUGUGCCAGCUCGUGACGUUUCGUUGCAUAAUCCGUCUUGUUCGUCAAUUGAAUGCCUAUUGAAUGUAUUUUAAAAUCUAAUACCUUUGACUACUGUGCCAGCCCGUGGAUUCCGAUGGGUUUGCCAGAACUGUACUAGAACGUAUACUCGGUGACUCCAACGUGUUCAAUGACCGAACGUACGACGUAUAAUGUAAUAAACCGUGGUAAGUGCGUCAUGCGAUCGAGGUUACCAUUUGCGACUUCUUCAAGCUUUGGCAGCCGUGGCUGUGGAUAAACCCAAAUUGGGAUGGCAUUAAUGUUUUGUGAAUAUUGAUAAAACACACUAAAUGCCAAUCGAUUCUAGAAAAACACUCACAGUACUGUUAUUGGAGACAACUACCAGGCGUAGAAAUACACUGAAAUGAAGAGUUGAGCGUAUAUGAAGUUUAUGGAAACGUAGACAAAAUAUAUUGCCAAACACUCUGUCAAAUUGGAAAACUAUUUUUGAACCUUAAAAUUCUGGACCCUGGCGUUAACCCGUUCUUAUUUUAUAACCUGACGAAAAUGACAAAUUUAUAAGUGGCAGUCAUUUGGUUGCGGGUUAUUCAUUUAAAAACUAAAAUAUAUUGUGGAAUAUAGUAACAUGUAGCUUGUAUCGUAAUUAUGACACAGUAUCAAAAACAAAGGUAUUGACUAUGAACAAAUUCUCAUCUAAUUCAGUUAUCUUCUAUCUAAAAUUGAAAGACAACCCUCAUUCCGGCUUGGGUAAAAUAACAAACAAUGCAUAUUGGAAAGGUGUUAUACUAGAAUAUUUAGAUAAACACAGAGGCAUUGACAACAUAUGCGUUAAUGAUGUUGGCAGUGAAACUGGUUUAAUGAGACAAGAUACAUAACAGAUAAUUUCUAAUCGCUAAACAUGGUUGAGGAAAUCUAUAAUGAAAUUAUAACAUGUAUCAAAUCAGUUCAGUAGUUCCAGAGAUUACCCUCAACAAUGUUGCACACUUGCGUGACCCGUCUGAUUGGGCGUUUGAAGAUCAAAAUCCGGUACGAUGACGACCAACUAUCUGAAACGACAACGUGACCCCGACGACGAAAUCGUCGUCUUCCCGGCCUACUUGUCCACCAACUCUGCUGAUACUAUGACCACCAGCUCCGCGAAUACCGACACUACCACAAUCCUGGACUUGCCGACCGAAUUGAUUGAGUAUAUUUGCUGCUAUGACUCGAUGCAAUUGAUUGACAUCUUGAACCUUGCUGUUUCGCAUUCCAAACUCAAAAAAUGCUUAUUCCACGAGCAAAACUCUCGCCUCUGGAAAUCCAAAUUCAUACAAAAAUACGGUAUGUUGGACAAUGAGGAAUAUGGAGUUGUUAUCGACGAACAAAACACUUGGAAAGACGAGAUCAUGUUGCGUAUAAGUUUGGAUAAAGCUGUACCUCCUGAAAUUAUACAAAUGCCACAGAAGUUCAUGAAGUUUGAAAGUAUACCAUAUCAUUUAUAUCCGUUUAGUAAAUAUUUACACUCAAAAAAUGAAGGCCAUAAAUAUUAUAUUCUAUCAGCAAUUGCAGCUUAUUGUAAAAAACUACCGAGGCACGAAUGUAAUGAAAAUUAUGAUGUAUUGUACAUGGCUCAUCAAUUUCUUAUGUAUUCGUGCCAAGUGUAUUUUGGUUACAAGUUACGUAAUUUCUUAAGUUUACCAACGGCAGAACAAACUGUUGAACGAGGAUUUCACUUACUUGAACGUUGGUGGUGUCCUACGGUUAUCAUACCAUAUCACGAUAUAAAUGAAAGUUUAAAUAAUAUAGCUAUUGAUGUGUGUAAUCGCAUUUAUUUAGCAAGCCCAGUCCAUCCUCUGUUUGAACAUGACAACUGUUUGAAACAAAUUGUUGAACGAGGAAAAUUCAAUCUUUAUAAUGAUUUAUUUGAUGAAACCAGCACAAUGUUUAUACUUGACCACAUAAGACAAAUCAUAUUUUCAAAUGAUCAACUGGUGUGUUAUUGUACCAAUGACUUAAAUUGCUUUUUGUUGCAGCAGGUUAUUGAACGGAGAAAAGGUUCUGUAUUUUUGCUGUGUGUAAUAUUUGAAUCGGUUGCUAGACGAUUAGGAGUAAAAGUUUGUAUAACUGCAACGUCUGUUCACAAUUAUGGAGACAAUUUUGUAUCUUGGUCAUCUUCAUGGCCAGGAAACAAACGUAACAACCCUACAUGGUACUUGGUAGACAUUGCUGAUCGUGGUGUCAUGCGGAAGGCUACAGUUUGUCCAGCCUCAAGAAAAUUGCCAUUCGGGUAUACUGGAAUUUAUAUACUUAACUUAUUUUGGACAUUUAGUGAAUGCGUGGAACAGAUCUUUGGGCCAGGGAUAAAAUCAUGUAAAUAUAUUUGGGAUUUCCAAAAACUCUUAAAACCUGAUGAUUCUUACCUUCAGUGUCUAAGUCAAAAACUACUUGAGGUAUAUGGCUAUUGUCAAUGUCCCUUACUCAGAAAUCCGGCUAAUCCAGAUGCUCCAAACCAUGAAGAUGAGAUGAACAAUAUUCACAAACAUUGGCAAGACGUUUUCCCCAUAGAACCAAGAACACGUGGUGAGAGUUAUGAUCCUAAAUUUUCAAUUGGGAUGAUGAUUGAAUAUCCUAACUGUCAUUCAAGCAGAUCCACUACACGUGGUAUUAUUGUGGGCUGGAAAAUAGUGUGGUACGAAAACACCCCAAAAACUGUUUACUUUGUACUUGGCAAACAUUAUAUAAAAAACAUUCAAAUUUUUGAAAACGCCAAAUUUGUCAAAUUUGAGGAAGACGGAUCUGGAGAAUUGCAGCGACAACUAAACCCAGACAAUUACAUUGCCAUGAACAUUGGCAAGUUUUUCACACAUUUCAGUCAUGAGUUGUGCGCUUUUGUGCCGAUUAAUAGUUUGGCACAAUUUUAUCCCGAUGAUCUAUCUUACUCUUAUGUUCAGUUAUAAUAAAUAAUAUGUAAUACAUAGUAAUAUAUUAUAAUGGUAUGUAAAUAAUUAUAUGUUUUUUUAAACAAUUUCCAGUAUACGAACUUCCGCGUAUCCAAACUAGGUACGAUCCCAAUUAGUUAGAAUAAUCGAGGUUCUACUGUAAUUUGUUUUAUAG
Molecule: messenger RNA, 3482 nt
Organism: Metopolophium dirhodum (rose-grain aphid)
Lineage: Eukaryota; Metazoa; Arthropoda; Insecta; Hemiptera; Aphididae
Exons: 15
Coding region: 1421-3325 (634 amino acids)
Source: RefSeq, a predicted model, not a curated record